This is a messenger RNA of Saitoella complicata NRRL Y-17804, 612 nucleotides long. RefSeq lists its product as uncharacterized. The transcript has a single exon. Lineage: Eukaryota; Fungi; Ascomycota; Saitoellomycetes; Saitoellales; Saitoellaceae. Gene Ontology annotation, cellular component: mitochondrion. The coding region runs from base 13 to 594 and encodes 193 amino acids. Gene Ontology annotation, biological process: mitochondrial respiratory chain complex I assembly; biosynthetic process. The record is from RefSeq and is a predicted model, not a curated record.
UUCUUCAACAGGAUGAUCAAGGAGAGGGAGAACGUGCUUAUUCAAGCACCGGCGCCAGCGAACCUGGAUGCGCUGGAGACGAGGGCAGAGAAUAUCUACAGUCCGCUCCUGUAUUUACAACUGGAAGCACUUGGAUUGAGAGAGUUGAAAUUGGAUCAUAUCGUAUCGCAUAUUGGCAAGUCAGGUGGACUGGCGACGCAUCUGCGUGGGAUUCCGCAUAGUAUUGCGAAGGGACAGGUUACGCUGCCAGUGGAUAUCGCGGCGAGACAUGAUAUCAUCGAAGAGGAUCUGCUGAGAGGACAGCCAAACGAGGAGACCCUGGGUAAGCUACAGGAAGCUGUGUUUGAGGUAGCGACGAGGGCGAAUGAUCACCUUAUUACCACGAGACAGAUGAUCAAGGAGCUGGACCCCGCAUUGGUGAACAGGGACUCGAGGUCGGUAUUUUUGAACAUGAUUCCGACGACGCUAUGGUUGGAGGAGUUGGAGAGCGUUAACUUUGAUAUCUUUAAGCCGUCGCUACAGACGAGCAAGGGAGUGAGGUUGCCAUGGAGGUUAUGGAGAGGCAGCAGUAGUAACAGCCAGUUCUUAUUAUAAAACAACCCUCCUCGAGAA